AUGGCGCAGCCACAGGCAGGUUACUGGACGCUUCCUAUUAUUGCGUCUUACCUCUCCGAGAUAAACCCUGCGAAUCACCCUUAUCAGGAGAGGAUCGAUCACUUGUGGUCGAAUAUCCUCAACCACUACUUCCCACUGCGCGAUGGUUUUGGUACCGAGAGGGAAGCACUUGUUAAACCCCCAAGGAGAUUUGCGACCAACGUUGCUAUCACCAACGUGCGCCCUUCAGGUAUGCACAAAGUGAUCCUCGUCGAGGCUAAGGCCUUCCCGCAUAACACGGACAUUGGCUGGUUCAAUGUGUAUCCGGUUUGUUUCUACACGAUGAACUCGCAAAACAACACUGGCUGCAUCCUUACGCCGUUUCCAUUAGCAGGACCACAGCGCCCGCUGAGCGUUCACACUGCUGCGCACAGUAUCCAUGCCAUCCUGACUGCCAUUUCGAUGGAGAUGCGGACGGGGUUAAAUACAUAUUAA
Molecule: messenger RNA, 474 nt
Organism: Aspergillus fischeri NRRL 181
Lineage: Eukaryota; Fungi; Ascomycota; Eurotiomycetes; Eurotiales; Aspergillaceae
Exons: 2
Coding region: 1-474 (157 amino acids)
Source: RefSeq, a predicted model, not a curated record